AUGAGCACAAUUGGACUUGCAGCAAAUUCGAGUAACGAAGGGCUAGAGGCCACGCCUGAAGCAUUAGCAGAAUACCUGCAGGAAUCUGUGGCCAAGGCGCUGAUUGAGGGCCUAGCUGCUACAAUCAAAUCCCAGCCUGAUGAUCCACCUCUGUUUCUUUCCCGAUGGCUGCUGCGCUAUGUUGAAGAGCAUGCGUCAUAUAAAGCUCCCUUGGAUGGCGCACUGACAGUGGUGACGCCAGUGGCAACAAGUGCUUGCACGAAUGUCGACACACGCGGCCUCACAGCCUCAGACAACGUAGCCUUUGAGGCCAUCCGAGCUACGGAAUGGGUGGAUGAAAAGACCGUUACUGACAUUCUAGACCAUUUAAGAGAAACGAUUGGUGCCACCGGGGUUUACUUAGCGAAGUACGAGGAACAGGUGGCCUUUAAGGAAGGAGUCACUGUGCCAGCAUUACGAUACGUCGCCGCAGACAGGACGCAUACUUUUAUGCUCAAUCACUGUCUCCCUGAGGAAGAGGGAGCCACCUGGGAGCUUCUUUCACAAGGCGAGCUCGAAAAGGGCAUAGAAGAGGGAGCCAAGUCCCCCAAAGAAGACAGCGAGGAUGAUUUGGAAGAGCGGGACGUAAAACGUUUUUUGCCUGAUGGACUAGCUAAGGGCGAUUGUAUUGCCGAUAACCAAGGAUCUCCGGACAUCCGGAAAAAGGUCCUGUUCGUCGAGGAGGUGCUGGACAACCCUCGGAUUCGAUACUUUGGACUGACACGGCCGGGAGCAUACAUAGCCGUCUUGGUGGAAUUGAGCGAGGUAGCAAAUGCUGAAUCGCUCAUGGCACUUUGCGAAUGGAUGAAACAGAGGAGAGCGCGAGAGCAGAUGAUCGUUAGAGCCCUUCGGAUGCAAACAGAAGGAACCACGGAACCAUCACCUGUGCAUCUCAGGAAAGACCAAUGCAUCUGUUAUACAGGAGGAUCCGACAGCGAUUAUUCUGAUCUAUUAGAAGAAAGAGCACCUACUGACGCUGAGGAAGAAGCGGGUGCCAUGACAGAGGCGCCUGAACCUUUGCCGCCGGUGGAACUGCACACCACCACCGCUAAAUAUAUCUUGUGUGCUGAUUCCCUAGGAGAUCAGGGAGUAUUUGGGCACCGAUCUGUCUGUUGCGUUGAAACAUACGCUGAAGAGCUAGCAAAGGCCAUUAUACGGACUCAAAGAGAGGCAUUAGAGCGACAAGCAACUGAAAAAAUCGACAGCAUUGAUUAUCAGGAUUUUAAUCUAGAACUGACUAAAUUACACCAGAACUAUUCAGAAAAGCUACAGGCGUUGCAGGAAGAACGCCAAGCUGAGGAGCUCCAAAAGCUGGAGGAAGAAAAUGCCAACGAAACAAGAGGUCUCAACAGACUAAAAGAAGUGCUUGAAGUGGCUAAGGACAACAAGGCAGGGGCGUGUAGCAUGGAGCUGCAGCAGAACGACAUGGACAAAGAUGCGAGUGCGAUGGACCAAAACAAUUUCCUGCCAAUGGGACUGGAGGAGUCUGAAGGAGAAGAGAAACAUGAUGACGAAUCUCCUGAUAUUCAUCCUAUCUCUAAGGAAUAUGUAUUGGAGGCCGCAUCAGCACUCGCUGCUCUUGAUUGUUUCAAACAGGAGGUUCUUGCUCCGUUGAAAUUGAGGUUAUUGCUUAGACGGCAUUACAUUGCAGAAUCCUCCAGCUUGGUCUCAGCAGCUGCUGCAUGCGCUCUGCUGCUCGGGCACGAUGCUAAAACUUUGAAAGAUGCUUUAUCUGAAGGAGACAGCCGCUGGAGCUGGGAUUGCUUACGCCGACUUUUUACCUCCGACUUUGCCAAUGCAAUGUUAGCCUUUGAUCCGAAGGCUCCAAGACACUACACAGAGAGCGAGAGCAGUUUGCAGUUCAUUACUAAACUACUGGACUCUCAGACUGGAAGUGAAGAUGGACAUCUUGAAUCUCCAGUGGUUAAUCUUCUCUAUUCGUGGGCAACUGUAAGAGGCAAUGAUUCCAACUGA
Messenger RNA from Cyclospora cayetanensis, 2013 nucleotides. RefSeq lists its product as uncharacterized. The transcript has 8 exons. NCBI's taxonomy places the organism in Eukaryota, Apicomplexa, Conoidasida, Eucoccidiorida, Eimeriidae. The record is from RefSeq and is a predicted model, not a curated record. Bases 1 to 2013 code for a protein of 670 amino acids.